AUGUCUAGGAAACAAGAAUAUAUUGCUAGAGUUAGAUAUUUUAACAAUCUUCCAGCACCUUCUGUGCCUCCAAAGUUAUUGAAUUAUGUUACUAAACCAGAUGAAAACGCAGAUGCUCCUCAAUUGGUUACUGCGUUAUAUAAUAAAACCAAUAUAACCCCUUUGAUUAACCUCGAUAAUGAUCUAGGUAUGCCAUUGGAUUUGAUGAAUAUUCCAGGUUUGUUGAAUAAAAAUGAUACGAAACUUUUAUAUGGGUUUGAGAAUGUCAAAUUACAUCCAGAUGACCGUGUUUUAUUAAGGGAUCCAAGAGCUGAUAGAUUGGCAAAGACCGAUACAGCAAAAGUUAGUUUCUUAAGAAGAACAGAAUAUGUUUCAUCAACCAAUGCAACUCCAGCUGGUACAGGUAAUGGGAAAAAGACAGGAAGGAAUAUUUAUGAAAAUAGAGGGGGGUUAAAUAAAGAUGGGGAUGAUGAUAGAAUACUCACAGCACCAGAAAUUGUUACUAAAGUGGAAAACACUUUUGAAUCAAGCGCAGAAGAUUUAUCUAAGUUGGUACAUCCAAUUAAACGUCAUCUGAAGGCAGUUGAGUCCUGGAAUUUACUUCCAGAUACAGCCUCCAUGGAUGAAAAUUACUUUUCAUUAAGGUUAGUCGGUAGUGCUGCAUUAGAAAAGAGAGAAAAGGAUAAAUUGGCUUUGAAGACUGCUAUAUUUAGACCUGUAGAGUUAGAAGAGGAUGAAUGGAUUUCUAUGUAUACUACUGAUAAGACUGAUUCUGAUAUUAUCAGCAAAAAUAUUGAAAAAGUUAUUAGUGAGAAAGCCGGUGAUAAUGAUGAGAAUAAUGAAAAAACAUUUAAAUUUAAAAGAGUUAGAGAUUUUGAUAUGCAACAAGCACAAAAGACUACAGAUGAAGGUAUGCCAGAUUUGGAUCAAUCUCGACUUGGUGAAUUGGCUAUACUAUUCAAUCAAGAAAGAGGUAUUGCUUAUUAUAAACCACUACGUGCUAGAAUUGAAUUAAAACGUAGACGUGUCAAUGAUGUUCUAAAGACUAUUGUUAGAGAACAUACGGUUGAUCAAAUUAAUAUAGCCGUAAGGAAUCCAACCACAAAGGAAGCCAAUGCUGUUGAUAGACUAAGAAUGAAAUACGAUCCAAUUAAUUUUGUUCCAGUCGACGAUGAAGAUAGUAGCAACAGUGAAGAUGAAGCCAACAAAGGAGAUUCUAACGGAGAAAAUGUUAGUAGUCAAGAAUCUUCUGGUGAGAAAUAG
Maudiozyma saulgeensis is the source of this 1263-nucleotide messenger RNA. The record is from the annotation of a GenBank genome assembly. NCBI's taxonomy places the organism in Eukaryota, Fungi, Ascomycota, Saccharomycetes, Saccharomycetales, Saccharomycetaceae.